Molecule: messenger RNA, 713 nt
Organism: Nipponia nippon (crested ibis)
Lineage: Eukaryota; Metazoa; Chordata; Aves; Pelecaniformes; Threskiornithidae
Gene: PEBP1
Product: phosphatidylethanolamine binding protein 1
Biological process (GO): negative regulation of MAPK cascade
Source: RefSeq, a predicted model, not a curated record
GCGCAGUGCGCGGAGCGGAGCGCAGCAGCCGCAGCCAUGCCGGUGGACCUGGGGCUGUGGAGCGGGCCGCUGAGCCUCACCGAGGUGGAGCAGAAGCCGGCGCACCCGCUGCGGGUCAAGUAUGGCUCCGUGGAGAUAGACGAGCUGGGCAAGGUGCUCACGCCCACUCAGGUCCAGCAUCGCCCCACCAGCAUCGAGUGGGAUGGCUGCGAUCCCCAGAAGCUCUACACCCUGGUUCUCACAGACCCGGAUGCUCCCAGUAGGAAGGACCCGAAGUUCAGGGAAUGGCACCACUUCCUGGUGACCAACAUGAAAGGCAACAACGUGGGGAGCGGGACUGUGCUGUCGGAUUACGUCGGCUCCGGACCUCCCAAAGGAACAGGGCUGCACCGCUACGUCUGGCUGGUGUACGAGCAGCCGAAGCAGCUGACCUGCAAUGAGCCCAUCCUCUCUAAUCGCUCUGGUGACAAACGAGGCAAGUUCAAGGUGGCUUCAUUCCGCAGCAAGUACGAGCUGGGGGUGCCAGUGGCUGGCACUUGCUACCAGGCGGAGUGGGAUGACUACGUGCCGAAGCUCUAUGAGCAGCUGUCGGGGAAGUAGGGCGAGGGGACCCGCAGAAGCACUGUGCAGCACUGCCUGCGCCCCCGGAGCUCGGGCCGGGCAGAGCACGUCGCUGUAGUUUUGUUUGAUUAGUGAGCUGAACCCCACCGCUC